AUGAGACCGACUCAGAUGUUGCGGUCCGGCCCCAACUGGAGGGCUGGCAACUGGCUCGGCCACGAUUUCGGUGCUUUCGGUGGUGCUGGCAAGACCAAGGGUAUCAUCACCUACGGCAUCGCCGCCAACCGUCAGAACGUAUUUGCCGGCGCCGCCCACGACGCCAUCUUCAACACCUUUCGCCGCACCAAGUCCCAGAUCUUCUACUGGCUGCCUUCGCUGAUGGCCGGCUACUACCUGAUGCACUGGGCCACUGAGCGCAACGAGUACCUCAACUCCAAGGCCGGCCGCGCCGAGUUUGCCGAUGUCGAGGAGUAA
This is a messenger RNA of Beauveria bassiana ARSEF 2860, 318 nucleotides long. Its product is annotated as UcrQ family protein. NCBI's taxonomy places the organism in Eukaryota, Fungi, Ascomycota, Sordariomycetes, Hypocreales, Cordycipitaceae. Gene Ontology annotation, biological process: mitochondrial electron transport, ubiquinol to cytochrome c. The transcript has 4 exons. The record is from RefSeq and is a predicted model, not a curated record. The coding region runs from base 1 to 318 and encodes 105 amino acids.